Messenger RNA from Perkinsus marinus ATCC 50983, 873 nucleotides. RefSeq names its product GTP-binding nuclear protein ran/tc4, putative. Bases 34 to 669 code for a protein of 211 amino acids. Gene Ontology annotation, biological process: ribosomal subunit export from nucleus; protein import into nucleus. The record is from RefSeq and is a predicted model, not a curated record. Gene Ontology annotation, molecular function: GTP binding; GTPase activity. Gene Ontology annotation, cellular component: cytoplasm; nucleus. NCBI's taxonomy places the organism in Eukaryota, Perkinsozoa, Perkinsida, Perkinsidae. The transcript has 5 exons.
CUUGCCUUUAAGAUUGUAAGUUAUAUACUACUGAUGUCUGGCACUCCUGAGUUCAAGCUUCUUCUGGUUGGUGAUGGCGGUGUUGGAAAGACUACUCUUGUGAAGAGGCAUUUGACUGGUGAAUUCGAGAAGAAGUAUAUCCCUACACUGGGUGUUGAGGUUCAUCCCUUGAAGUUCAUGACCAACUGUGGUGAGAUUAUCUUUAACGUUUGGGAUACGGCUGGUCAGGAGAAGUUCGGUGGUCUUCGUGAUGGCUACUACAUCCAGGGUCAGUGCGCCAUCAUCAUGUUUGAUGUUACCUCUCGUAUUACCUAUAAGAAUGUCCCCAACUGGCAUCGCGAUAUCGUCCGAGUGUGCGAAAACAUCCCUAUUGUGCUCGUUGGUAACAAGGUUGAUGUUAAAGACCGUCAGGUGAAGGCUCGUAAUAUCCAGUUUCACCGUAAGCGUAAUCUGCAGUAUUACGAUCUGUCAGCUAGAUCUAACUACAACUUCGAGAAACCCUUCCUAUGGCUCGCCCGCCGCCUCACCAACCAGCCUCAGCUCGUUUUCCAGGGCGAGUUCGCUAAGGCGCCGGAGUUCCAGAUCAACCCUGAGCUGGUCGCUCAGCAUGAGAAGGAGCUGCAGGCCGCUCAGGACCAGGCCAUCGAUGAUGAUGACGAUGACUUGUAAAUGACGACGUCUUUUUGAGAGUGGUCGUUGAGGCCUGUCCUGGUGCCAUUAAUAGUAGAAGUGAUUGGUACUUGCAUGCAUAUAAGCGUUGGGACCAUUCGGUGAUGGUUGCCACUGAUGAUGAACCUAUUUGCGUUAUUCACUCCUUCUUGCUAGUAUUGGUAUCUCGUUAUGCUGCGGUGACUGCCACGUAUCUCAAAGACU